Ananas comosus (pineapple) is the source of this 1047-nucleotide messenger RNA. Its product is annotated as casparian strip membrane protein 3-like. The coding region runs from base 339 to 887 and encodes 182 amino acids. NCBI's taxonomy places the organism in Eukaryota, Viridiplantae, Streptophyta, Magnoliopsida, Poales, Bromeliaceae. The record is from RefSeq and is a predicted model, not a curated record. The transcript is spliced from 3 exons.
UGGCAAAAGUAGAAACACAGGAGAAGCACAUAAGCAUUAGUGAGUGGACCUCUUAAUGGAGUUGGAAUGCACCAAGCAACUUUAGUUGAAACAUCUUGCUAAUAAAAAAUACUUGGAACAAAACUCAUUUGAGCAAGUAAGGGUAGGUGUAGAAAAUAGCAAAACCACAAUGUGCUUUAGUUGGCAUAAGUAGAUGUCACACUAUCUCAUAGCUAGAGAUCUACAGUAUUAUUAUUAUAUUCAUUAUAUUCAUGUAUAAAAUGAUCCUCUCACUCUAAAUACCAUCCAAGCAAAAACACAAGCUACUUCGAAGUUCUAAUUCCUCAGUUGGAAACAAAAUGAAGGAGCAUGGGGAAACUUCUAAAGCUCCAAUGGUUGGAGGAGGGAUCAGUAGGGGUGUUUCUAUACUAGACUCAGUCCUUCGUCUUGUCGCGAUAGUCGGCACUAUAGGGAGUGCUAUAGCCAUGGGAACUACUAAUGAAACCCUCCCUUUCUUCACGCAGUUCAUUCGGUUCAAGGCGGAAUAUAAUGAUCUCCCAACCUUCACCUUCUUUGUGAUCGCGAACUCAGUGGUGUGUGCUUAUCUUGUUCUCUCGAUUCCUCUAUCCAUUGUGCACAUCAUCAAGAGCAGCGCGAGAUAUACGAGACUAGUGCUAAUCUUCUUUGACGCGGUUAUGCUAGCACUAUUGACGGCGGGGGCUUCAGCAGCGGCGGCCAUAGUGUACCUUGCUCAUAAGGGCAAUGUCAGAGCCAACUGGUUAGCGAUUUGCCAACAGUUCAACUCAUUCUGCGAGCGAAUCUCUGGGUCACUGAUUGGUUCAUUUGUUGCCGUCAUCGUGCUGAUACUCCUCAUCUUCUUAUCUUCGUCAGCCCUCGCAAGGCAUUGAUUGUUAGGAAUUGAAAAUGAUCGCGCGCCCGUUUGUGUUUGUGUGUGUGAGGAUUAAUGAGUGGUUUAGUGGUGCUUGUUGUGUGACUAUCUCUCUAUAAAAUGUACGUUCCUUUUUCUAUUUUGUUGAAAUUGGAUUAUGCCUCUACGUUCAGCUGUUA